AUGAGCCGUGCCGAAUCUUCGCAGGCUGGAAGGCCCAACCUCCGCGUCACAAUUAUCGCCGCCGAUGGCCUCUACAAGCGAGAUGUUUUCCGCUUUCCCGACCCUUUCGCGGUCGCUACCGUCAAUGGCGAGCAGACCAAGACGACGGCCGUCAGCAAGCGCACAUUAAACCCGUACUGGAACGAGAGUUUCGACUUCUGUGUUAACGAGGGAAGCAUCAUUGCGAUCCAAGUCUUCGAUCAAAAGAAGUUUAAGAAGAAGGACCAAGGCUUUCUCGGCGUUAUCAACAUUAAAGUCGGCGAUGUUAUGCCUGAGCUAACACCCGAAGCUGAUGAACAGAUGCUUACUCGGGACCUGAAGAAGUCGACGGAUAACCUCGUUGUUCACGGCAAGCUCAUAGUCAAUUUGUCCUGCGACCUCAGCGCACCGCCUCGCGGAGCACAAGGAUCUGCAGCCUCCCGCCCGAACCUGACCGCAGGCUCUUCCACUCUCUCCACACCGGUCGGAGACGGACGACCCGGAUCUUCCAUGUCUAGCCAGAAUGGCCCGAAUUCGUCUGCCGGGGCCUCGCUCUCUCAGCGACCAUCCAGCCUCAGCAACAACAAUAACAGCUCGGCUGGGCCCGGAGGAGCCAACCGGUCAGCCAGCCAACUCAGUCCAUUUGAGGAUGCACAGGGGCGCCUUCCUGCUGGGUGGGAGCGCCGCGAGGACAACCUCGGCCGAACUUACUAUGUCGACCACAACACCCGCACAACAAGCUGGAACAGGCCGUCUGCCAACGGCGCUGUCGAUAACUCAAAUCGCGAGGCUGCCACGCAAGUAGAGAGGCAGAGGCACCGUGACCGUACGCUGCCAGAGGACCGCACCGGGGCCAACUCGCCCACUUUGGGCUCAAGUUCGCCAUCCCAAGCCGGAGGAGGAGGUAGUCCACCCCCCGGUCCAGCGAGUGCGGCCGGGGCCGCCAGCAACACAACCAUCCACACCGGUGCCACGAGCCCUGGCAGUGGAGAGUUGCCCGGUGGCUGGGAGCAGCGGUGGACGCCAGAAGGCCGUCCAUACUUUGUUGACCAUAACACGCGCACGACCACCUGGGUCGACCCCCGUCGCCAACAGUACAUUCGCAUGUACGGCGGCCAGAACAACACAAAUGGACAAAUACAGCAGCAGCCGGUCUCGCAGUUGGGUCCCCUGCCUAGCGGGUGGGAGAUGCGCCUGACGAACACUGCCAGGGUCUACUUCGUGGACCACAACACGAAAACUACAACCUGGGACGAUCCCCGACUACCAAGCUCGCUCGACCAGAAUGUACCACAGUACAAGCGUGACUUCAGGAGGAAGCUCAUUUACUUCCGUUCUCAACCCGCGAUGCGCAUUCUCAGCGGGCAAUGCCACAUCAAGAUCAGGCGUUCGCAUAUCUUUGAGGAUUCCUUUGCUGAGAUUACCAGACAAUCGCCGACUGAUCUCAAGAAGCGACUCAUGGUCAAGUUUGACGGUGAGGACGGUCUCGACUAUGGUGGUGUGUCAAGAGAGUUCUUCUUCUUGCUUUCCCACGAGAUGUUCAACCCCUUUUACUGUCUGUUCGAGUACUCGGCCCACGACAACUACACGCUUCAGAUCAACCCUCACUCCGGUAUCAACCCUGAGCACUUGAACUACUUCAAGUUCAUCGGUCGCGUUGUGGGACUGGCCAUCUUCCACCGCCGUUUCUUGGACGCCUUCUUCAUUGGUGCCUUGUACAAAAUGGUGCUGGGGAAGGCGGUAUCUCUGGCUGAUAUGGAGGGUGUCGAUGCCGAUUUCCACAGAUCGCUCCAGUGGAUGCUCGACAACGACAUCAGCGGCGGUAUUCUCGAGCAGACCUUCUCCACUGAGGAUGAGCGCUUUGGUGUCAUGACCGUUGAAGAUCUCAUCCCAGGCGGUAGGGACAUUGAAGUCACCAACGAGAACAAGAAGGAGUACGUGGACUUGAUGGUCAAAUGGCGUAUCGAGAAGCGCAUUGAAGAGCAAUUCCAAGCUUUCAAGGAGGGAUUCCAGGAGCUGAUUCCCCACGAUCUCAUCAACGUGUUUGAUGAGCGCGAGCUGGAGUUGCUCAUUGGCGGUAUCGCCGAGAUUGAUGUCGAUGACUGGAAGAAACACACAGACUAUCGCGGCUACACUGAGUCGGACGAAGUGGUGCAACAGUUCUGGCAAACCGUCCGAUCAUGGGACGGCGAGCAAAAGUCGCGCCUGUUGCAAUUCACUACGGGUACCUCACGCAUCCCGGUCAACGGAUUCAAAGAUCUCCAGGGCAGCGACGGCCCAAGGCGAUUCACAAUUGAGCGAGCCGGCGAAGCAACAAAUCUUCCCAAGGCACACACAUGCUUCAACCGGCUGGACUUGCCGCCGUACAAGAACUUGGAGACACUGCAACAAAAGCUCACAAUCGCCGUAGAAGAGACCAUGGGCUUCGGCCAGGAAUAA
Molecule: messenger RNA, 2457 nt
Organism: Emericellopsis atlantica
Lineage: Eukaryota; Fungi; Ascomycota; Sordariomycetes; Hypocreales; Bionectriaceae
Exons: 6
Coding region: 1-2457 (818 amino acids)
Biological process (GO): ubiquitin-dependent protein catabolic process
Molecular function (GO): ubiquitin protein ligase activity; protein binding
Source: RefSeq, a predicted model, not a curated record